AUGGAACUGUCAUAUGCUGCAACAGAAAUGACGGUUCAUACAGGCCUUAUCACUCAUAAGCAAACGCAUAACGCACCAUACUUCUGGGCGGCACAGUAUUUGCACAUAUCACAGUGUUUCAUGAAACAUACAGACAUAUUACAAUUCAUUCUUCGUUCCGCAUCUGCGACUCAUUUGGCUCCAUACACUGUAUCCAAGAUCCUGCCACCAUUGCAAGGUUUGGCUGUUGGAGUUGCAAAGCCGUGCAGUGGUGGUAAUAGUAGGACCCUUCGUGGCCAACGUUGGUAUCCGUCAGAUUGGGAUGAUACUGCGGAUUUUGAGGAGCAAAUGAGUGCGACCGACAUCUCUACCUCGAAUCUCAUUGCAUUCCAGGACAUGAAGCUCGCUAGCAAUGUAAUGUCUGAACAAAAAUCCUCUAGUGCUCAACAUCAAGCUGCUGUCACAAGCAGCACUGACAAGCCCGAUGACAGCAUCUCACUGGCACUUGCUGCACCGUUAUGGGCCAGCUCCUGA
Messenger RNA from Penicillium soppii, 513 nucleotides. Its product is annotated as glycosyl hydrolase family 76 protein. Gene Ontology annotation, molecular function: mannan endo-1,6-alpha-mannosidase activity. Gene Ontology annotation, biological process: carbohydrate catabolic process; fungal-type cell wall biogenesis. The record is from RefSeq and is a predicted model, not a curated record. The transcript is spliced from 2 exons. The coding region runs from base 1 to 513 and encodes 170 amino acids. Lineage: Eukaryota; Fungi; Ascomycota; Eurotiomycetes; Eurotiales; Aspergillaceae.